This is a messenger RNA of Linum tenue, 2219 nucleotides long. Lineage: Eukaryota; Viridiplantae; Streptophyta; Magnoliopsida; Malpighiales; Linaceae. The record is from the annotation of a GenBank genome assembly.
CCGAAUCUAAAACCGGCGACCGCAAAAAAAUUAGAGCAACCAAACAAUCCCAAUUUUCCUUCUCUGAAUUCAUUUUCCGGGGAAAGUGCAGACGGAAAAACCAAACCAUCAGCGAGAAAGCCAUCCCGCCGGGCCGCAAGAACCAACACAGAGAGAGUCGUUUUUGUCACUCAUUGCACAAAACUCACCAUGGCUUUCGUCGCGACCUCUUCUUCCACCACCGCAAUUUCGGCUUCGAAUCUCGCUCGCUCCACUGCUUCUUCUUCCUCCUCCGAGGCCAAUGCUCCUCGAAUUGGCUCGUUCCGAUUGUUGGAUCGUUCCGCAGCCGUUGCCGUCAACCUAUCUUCUUCUCGUAAGCGCUCCUCCGCUGUAAGGCCGGUGAAUGCUGAGCCGAAGCGUAACGAUGGAAUCGUUCCUCUCGCCACCGCCGUCGCCGCACCCGUAGUGGCGGAGAAAUUGGAGGCGGAGGCGGAGGCGGAAGACUACGAGCAGCUAGCCAAGCAGCUCGAGAACGCUUCUCCCUUGCAAAUUAUGGACAAGGCUCUCGAGAAAUUCGGCGACGAUAUUGCAAUCGCUUUCAGUGGCGCAGAAGAUGUAGCCUUGAUUGAAUACGCCAAGCUAACAGGGCGCCCAUUCAGGGUAUUCAGCUUGGACACCGGCAGAUUAAACCCAGAGACGUACCAAUUCUUCGACGCAGUAGAGAAGCACUACGGAAUCCGGAUCGAGUACAUGUUCCCCGACGCAGUGGAAGUGCAGGCACUAGUUCGCAGCAAAGGCCUGUUCUCAUUCUACGAGGACGGCCACCAAGAGUGCUGCCGGGUCCGGAAAGUCAGACCUCUACGCCGAGCUCUGAAGGGUCUCCGCGCUUGGAUCACGGGCCAGAGAAAGGACCAGUCGCCUGGAACCCGGUCCGAGAUCCCAGUCGUGCAAGUGGACCCUGUUUUCGAAGGACUUGAAGGUGGAGCAGGCAGCUUGGUCAAGUGGAACCCGAUGGCCAACGUCGACGGUGGAGAUGUCUGGAAGUUCCUCCGCGCAAUGGAGGUGCCUGUCAACUCUCUGCACGCCCAGGGGUACGUGUCGAUCGGUUGCGAGCCCUGCACGCGAGCAGUCCUCCCUGGGCAGCACGAGAGGGAAGGGAGAUGGUGGUGGGAGGAUGCCAAGGCCAAAGAGUGCGGCCUCCACAAGGGGAACUUGAAACAGGACGCUGAUCAAGAAGUGACAGUCAACGGAACUGGAACCCGCGACUUGUUCGAGGCGAGGAACCUGGUGGCAUUGAGCAGGAACGGGAUCGAGAACUUGUUGAAGCUGGAGAAGAGGGAAGAGCCGUGGAUCGUCGUGCUGUACGCUCCCUGGUGCCAGUUCUGCCAGGGGAUGGAGAGCUCGUACGUCGAGUUGGCGGAGAAAUUGGCGGGGAGUGGAGUGAAGGUUGGGAAGUUUCAGGCGGAUGGCGAGCAGAAGGAGUUCGCGAAGCAGGAGCUGCAGCUGGGGAGCUUCCCGACGAUCCUUUUCUUCCCCAAACAUUCUUCGAGGCCGAUCAAGUAUCCUUCGGAGCAGAGGGAUGUUGAUUCGCUGAUGGCGUUCGUGUCCGCUUUGAGGUAAUCUGGGUUUUGGAAGCUGGAAGUUCUGGUUUGUCUGUGAAUGCAUGAAGGUCGUUUGAAGAUGGGAAUAAUGGGAGUGAGAGAGCUUCAUGGGAGCAGAACUUAGUUGUUUGCUUCAUGUUAUAUUUGGAUGGUAGUUUUGUUAGCAGGAGUAGUUGCCUAGUUGUAUCCUGUGUUUAGCUUUCUUUGAUUUCUGUCUGUAUAGAAGGGAUCGGGGAGAUGGAGUCGAUAGUCGCCUGAAAGAGCAAAAUUUUGGGUUUAUAGGAUAGAUGAACAGUGGGGGCGUAAUUGUUGUCGUUCUAACGGAAUGUGUUUCGCCGUCGUGGUCGGUAUUUGUAAUGGAGAUUAGAGAUUUGAAGUGGGCAAAUCUGUUAAACGGAUCGGGUCGCAUUCGCUGUUGGAGUCGCCAUCAAUCGUACUUGGAGUGGAUAUAACAUUCUUUGGUCGGCUCUAACCUUAGGGUCAGAAUCGAGACUUGGUCGAUGGAAUAGAAAUUUAGGUUCGGAAAUAUGGUUACGGGUGUGGAAGUGAAAUCACACCCCACAUGCGGGAAGGAAUGAUGAGGAUCCAGUGCAACAUCUGAAGAUUUUCUUAGAGAUCAUUGCAACUGUUUCAGAUAAU